UCGAAAUCUUCGGAAGCACGAAAACAAAACCAGAAGACUCUCAUCGUUUUCAUCCCAAUUCCUUCCGGUCACCGCCUCCGCGACUCGUAGGGCCGCGGCCUCCGCCGGUUCGCCCAAUCCACCCUCGAGCUCGCACCGCCGCCGCUGCGAUGCAUAAGACGGCGCAGGCCUGGUUCACCGGCGGCCCCACCGCCUCCGCGCCCGCCGCCGGGGCUGAGUCGCAGCCGUCCCUCCUCGCCGACUGGAACUCCUACGCCGCCACCCGCUCCGAUGCCUCCUCCUCGGCCUCCCAGCUCCCCUUCGACAUCGAGGCCGCCGUCCGCACCGCCAACGACACCGUCUCCGGCACCUUUAGCUCUGUAACCAAGGGCGUGCGGGAGCUGCCGGGGAGCUUCCAGAGCGCAACGAGCAGCUUCCCCUCGGGGAAGGCGCUCAUGUACUUCGGCCUCUUCCUCGCCACCGGCAUCUUCUUCGUCUUCAUCGCCUUCACGCUCUUCCUGCCCGUCAUGGUGCUCAUGCCGCAGAAGUUCGCCAUCUGUUUCACGCUAGGCUGCGCCCUCAUCAUAGCCUCGCUCUUCGCGCUCAAGGGGCCAGCGAACCAGCUCGCCCACAUGACCUCCAAGGAGAGGCUACCAUUUACAGUGGGAUUUAUUGGAUGCAUGGUUGGCACAAUUUAUGUUUCUAUAGUGCUUCACAGCUAUUUCCUCUCCGUGAUAGUCUCGAUCCUUCAGGUUCUGGCUCUUGCAUACUACACCAUAUCCUACUUCCCUGGAGGAUCUAGUGGAUUGAAAUUCAUCUCCUCGAGUCUGCUGUUGUCGGUAACAAGUUGUUUCGGCCGGUAACCUUAGUAUGUUGAACAUUUACUUGAUUAUGCCUUGUUAUUUCUGUAAGGUUUUUGUUCGUAGUUGCUGACCAUGCACUUGAUAGAAGUAUCGUGACCCCCCCCCCCCUCGCACUCAUGCUUGUUUUUGCUGUGCUUCUGUAUCUAAAGUUAAGUGCAUAUUGGCAUGAAACUUGUGGAACCAAGAUGGUUUAGCGUAUUUUUGGAACAUGAAUUUUGGACGCCUGGACAUAGCAACAAGCAGUGCAAGACACCUGUUCGAUGGAAUGUGCCACGCAGCUCGGAGAGGUGGCGGCACGACGCUUACACAGCCCGGAGCAUCUUGGUCGGUGUGAGCUCGGGCAACGGCGGGACUGCGGAGCAUCUUGGCUCGCCGCCUGGCGCAACCAGCCCACGAAUCGUAAAUUUUGCACCUUUUCUGAUCACAUGCAUCAGCAGCAAAAAAUGUAAAUGACUGCAUGCCACAUGAUCACACAAAUUAAGUACAAGGAAUGCAAUUUGUCUUUCAUUUGGAAA
This is a messenger RNA of Phragmites australis (common reed), 1357 nucleotides long. Its product is annotated as protein transport protein SFT2-like. Gene Ontology annotation, biological process: vesicle-mediated transport. The transcript has 4 exons. The record is from RefSeq and is a predicted model, not a curated record. Gene Ontology annotation, cellular component: membrane. Lineage: Eukaryota; Viridiplantae; Streptophyta; Magnoliopsida; Poales; Poaceae. The coding region runs from base 150 to 842 and encodes 230 amino acids.